AUGGAUCAUCGGAUCAGCGCUACAUUAACUGUUUCUCUUGUGCUCCUUAUUGCGGUAAGAUUUUUUUUCUAAAAAAAGGUUUUUCAAUUUACUUAUACUUAUAUAAACCAGUUGUGUUGACACUUGGCUUUAUUAGAAAGUUAUAUGGUUUUAAAAAUGGCAAAAAGUUGAAAAAAGUUCAAUUUUUUUUGAAAAAUAACGAUUUUUUACGGCAGCUUUUUUCAAAUUUUUAAAAAUUUUUUUGAAAAUUCAAUUUUUUGAUACUGUAAAAAAUGUUAAUCUGCAACAUAUCAACAAGUUUUCUUUUAAUAUCUCAAUUUAUAACAAAGUAAUAGCGUUUUAAAAUGUCAAUAAUAGGCGAAAAAGGGCUGAUUUUCAAAAAAAAUUGUGCUUUUUAUCAAGUUUUUCAAACUUUCUUUAACUCGUUUUAAAUACCGUAGAACUCCUGUAUAACGAAUCGUUCGGGGAUUGGAAAUGUGUUCGUUAUAAAGGAGUUUUGUAAUACAGGAGUUUUAAAUGCACUGUGUAGUAGUAGACGGAGAUUCAAGAGUUGUUCGUUAUACGGGAUUUUCGUUAUAGAGGAGUUCGUUAUACAGCAAUUUCACUGUAAUAUACUGAAAAAGUGGUGUAAAAUACGUCAUAAUAGGGGAUUUGUGAAUUUAAAGUUGAUAUCUAGAAAUAUAAGAAAGUUAUGUUGAUUUAAAAAUUUUAAAAAAGUGAAAAAAGUUCAAUUUUUUUGAAAAAAAUUCUUUUUUGAAGGUUAACUUAAUAUAACUACCAGAAUUCCCAAAUUUCAAAUAUCCAGAUCUAGCUCCAGCUCCGGCUCUGCUUUUUUUUAAAUUUUAACUUUGCCUCCAGCUUCAGAGCCGGAGCUCGUGGGAACUCUGAUAACUAACCUAUCUUAAACUAGCUUACCUUACUCUGCUUUACCUUAUGCAUAACACCCAUUUCUGAACAUAUUUUUUUUAAAUUGAAACAUUUUUAAUAAAAAUUUUAUCUUUUUCAGAGCGCAUGUGGUGAGAUUGAUCUAGGAAUAACACCUUCUGAUUUGUAUUCUGAAUUUGGCUACAGUUCAGGCUCAAAACAAGAUGCUAAAAAUGUUAGUGUAGCAAUAAUUGGCGGAGGUUUCGCUGGUUUAUCUGCUUUUCAAAAACUACUUGAACUAGGCUAUAACAAUGUGGAAUUGUACGAAGCGGCGAAUCGACUGGGUGGUCGGGUGUACCCUGUCGAGUUUGGUAAGUGAUUACUGUAAUUUGGGGGUGUGGAAAUGAAAAUUUUAGUCUUUUUGCAGUAUAUCAGGCUUCAAUUUUUAGAAUUUUUACAGUUUUGAAGUUUUUUUUAAAUUUUUAAUUUUUUGACAUUUCGUCUACAUGACAUUGAUUUUUUUUUGUUUUUUGAGAUGUUUUUAACAUGAUAUUGAUUUUUUAAAGUGUUUUAAAAUAUUUUCAACGUGAUAUUAAUUUUUAAAAAUUUUUUGACAUUUUGUCAACUUAAUAUUGAUUUUUUUUAAUUUUGUUGACAUUUCGUUUACUUGGUAUUGUCUUUGUAAAAUUUAUGACAUUUUCUUCCUAUAGAGUUUUUUUGUGCUGUGACAUUUUGCUAGCUUAAUUUUGAUUUUUUAAAAUUUUUUUGACAUUUUGUUAACUUAAAACUGAUUUUUUUUUAAAUUUCCGAAAUUUAAAUUUUUUAAAAUAUAAAUGAAUUUUUAACUUUUAAAUAGAAAAAAUUGUAUUUUAGCCGAUGGCUACAUCCAACAUGGCGCUCAAUUCAUUAAUGGUCAAGAAAACCCCAUCUAUAACAUAGCUGCUCGGCUUGGAGUGGUUGAUCGUGAAAUGGACGAUGAUGAACUGUUUCGGAACGCUGAUUAUCGUACUGGAAAUUGCAGUUUAGACAAGGAAUGCAUAGACGAGUUUGAGAAGUUUGUCGAAAAAUUGGAAUUUGAAAUUCAAGAGCUGGCUAAAGAUAAGACAAACUGGAACAGGACAGUUGACACCGUUUAUAACGAGGUGUUUGAGGAGUUUAUUGAGGUAAGAAGCAUUUAUUACACUAUGAUUUCUACUGUUAUAUUAUUGCUUUACCCUACCCUACCCUACCCUACCCUGCCUUACCCUACCCUACGCUAACCUACUCUAGCUUACCCUACCCUACAAAAUAAAGUACCCCAGUGCAUCUUACUGCGCACCCUACUGUAAACUUUCUUUUACCGCUAGUAGUGCAACACUCCUCUAAAGGGGGGGGAUAGUUCCUAAUCACCGCCCGAUUUCCAAAAGCAAUUACUCUAAACUUCCUUGCUUUACAGUGUAUCAUACCUUACCGCAUGUGCUACUGUACUCUCUCUCCCUUUACUUUGUUGCGUUUUAUAAUCUACCUUAUCCUUUUGUAUGAGACAGAUUACUAUACCUUACUGAAAAAUAUAAGUUCUUGUCUAUCAAAUUUAUUUUUUAUAAUUUUAGCAAAAGAACCCAUCAGAAUCAGAACUAACCUCCUACCGUGCUCUAUCUCAAUUCUACAAGACCUACUACGAAGGUGAAUGGUCAGCACCCAUUACCAAGCUGUCUCUUCGUAACUAUGCUGGUUGGGACGAUCAAUCAGAGAAGUUUGCUUCAUUUACAUUAAACAAGUUUGGGUACUACUCAGUACUGUCUGACCUAAUAUCAAAGCUACCGUCUGAAAACAUUCACCUCAAUUCAAAAGUGGCAACAAUCGAUUACAGAGGUGACAAGACUGUCAUAAAACUGGUUAAUGGAGAAUAUUUGUACAAAACCUUUGAUGUUGUUAUAGUUACAGUACCCUUAGGGCAUUUGAAGGCUCAUGUUCAUCAUUUGUUCAGGCCGGAGUUACCGAAGAAGAAGGUUGAAGCUAUUGAGAAAAUGGGUAGGUGAAGAUAAUAAAAAAUGACAAGAACUUUCUUUACAAAACAAAAAAUGGCAAGAACUUUCUUUACAAAAGAAAAAAUGGUAAGAACUUUCUUUACAAGUGAAAAAAUGGCAAGAACUUUCUUUACAAAUCAAAAAAUGGCAAGAACUUUCUUUACAAAACAAAAAAUGGCAAGAACUUUCUUUACAAAUCAAAAAAUGGCAAGAACUUUCUUUACAAAUCAAAAAAUGGCAAGAACUUUCUUUACAAAUCAAAAAAUGGCAAGAACUUUCUUUACAAAACAAAAAAUGGUAAGAACUUUUUUACCAAACAAAAAAUAGCAAGAACUUUCUUUACAAAACAAAAAAUGGCAAGAACUUUCUUUACAAGUGAAAAAAUGGCAAGAACUUUCUUUACAAAACAAAAAAUGGUAAGAACUUUUUUACCAAACAAAAAAUAGCAAGAACUUUCUUUACAAAACAAAAAAUGGCAAGAACUUUCUUUACAAGUGAAAAAAUGGCAAGAACUUUCUUUACAAAUCAAAAAAUGGCAAGAACUUUCUUUACAAAUCAAAAAAUGGCAAGAACUUUCUUUACAAAUCAAAAAAUGGCAAGAACUUUCUUUACAAAACAAAAAAUGGUAAGAACUUUUUUACCAAACAAAAAAUAGCAAGAACUUUCUUUACAAAACAAAAAAUGGCAAGAACUUUCUUUACAAGUGAAAAAAUGGCAAGAACUUUCUUUACAAAUCAAAAAAUGGCAAGAACUUUCUUUACAAAACAAAAAAUGGUAAGAACUUUUUUACCAAACAAAAAAUAGCAAGAACUUUCUUUACAAAACAAAAAAUGGCAAGAACUUUCUUUACAAGUGAAAAAAUGGCAAGAACUUUCUUUACAAGUGAAAAAAUGGCAAGAACUUUCUUUACAAAACAAAAAAUGGCAAGAACUUUCUUUACAAAUCAAAAAAUGGCAAGAACUUUCUUUACAAAUCAAAAAAUGGCAAGAACUUUCUUUACAAAUCAAAAAAUGGCAAGAACUUUCUUUACAAAACAAAAAAUGGUAAGAACUUUUUUACCAAACAAAAAAUAGCAAGAACUUUCUUUACAAAACAAAAAAUGGCAAGAACUUUCUUUACAAGUGAAAAAAUGGCAAGAACUUUCUUUACAAAUCAAAAAAUGGCAAGAACUUUCUUUACAAAAUAAAAAAUGACAAGAACUUUCUUUACAAAACAAAAAAUGGCAAGAACUUUCUUUACAAAUCAAAAAAUGGCAAGAACUUUCUUUACAAAUCAAAAAAUGGCAAGAACUUUCUUUACAAAUCAAAAAAUGGCAAGAACUUUCUUUACAAAACAAAAAAUGGCAAGAACUUUCUUUACAAAACCUAAAAUGGCAAGAACUUUCUUUACAAAACAAAAAAUGGCAAGAACUUUCUUUCCAUUUUCAAAAUUUUCAUUUCAGGCUUCGGCUCCUUACUAAAGGUCUUCCUAGUGUACGACCAGCCUUUCUGGGCCAACUGGACCAACUCGUUUGCUCCAUUAUUCGUUGAAGGCUGUUCUCCAGAUUCCUAUUUGAGUAAAGAGCUACACACUUUCGAACCGCUGUCCUGGCAAUCAAAUGUUCUUGUUGGUUGGUUGUCAGGCGAUGGUCCCAAACAUAUCGACUGGAUCAGUGAUGAAGAGCUGGCACAGCAUAUCACACAACACUUCAAGAAUUCUAUGUCGGAAGUUGACGUUCCGGAGCCAAAGGAGUUGAUUAGGUAAUAGUUUUUGAGAAGAGAUGUCGUUUUUUGUUUUGUAAAGAAAGUUCUUGCCAUUUUUUGUUUUAUAAAGAAAAUUCUUGCCAUUUGUUGCUUUGGAAAGAAGGUUCUUGCUAUUUUUUGUCCUGUAAAUAAAGUUCUUGCCAUUUCUAGUUUUGUAAAGAAAAUUCUUGUCAUUUUUCCCUAAAAAUCACUUUUCGCUUUCAGAACCUCCUGGCUACGUGACGACAAAUUCCGUGGCAGCUACAGCUACAUUUCCUCCGAAGCUGCCCAAUUCAAGGAAGAUCCCUUCGAACUUUUGGCUAGACCGGUCUUCAAAAACUGCCAACCUCGAAUUUUGUUCGCUGGUGAAGCUACACAUUCCAGAAUCUUUCAAACCACGAUAGGUGCAUAUCUUAGCGGUCGGCGUGAGGCCGAACGUAUCGAUUACUAUUUUGACCGGUUUAAUAGUGAUUUUAAGUGUAAUAACUCAUUUUCUAGGGUUUUUAACGACUUAAAUUGCACUAAAUAUGCUUAAAUGUGAUGAUAUUGAUCUAUAAUGACUUAAAACAAAUUUUUUAAUUUUUGACAUUUCGUUAAUUUUUUAUUGAUUUUUUAAACUUUUUUUGACAUUUCGUUUUCCAGUUAUACGGUUUGAAAAUACGAAUGGGUAUUAAGUUAAAUUUACAUUUCUUUCACAAAAAUUGUAAGUUCUUAACAUUUUGUGCACAUUAUAUCGAUUUUUUUUUGAUUUUGUGACAUUUCGUCUACUUAUUAUUGAUUUUUUUUUAAUUUUACCAUGCUUUGUUGUAAUUGAUUUUAAGAGUAAAAAAAUACUUUUUUAAGUUAAUUUGAGAUUAAUAUAUACUUAUAUUGUGUCUAUAUAUAUGAAUUUAGGCUUAACUAUCAAAAAUACCUAUAACUUAUCAUAUUUGCCAAAACAUUUCAAAUUUUUUUACAGAAUGAUAUAUCAAAUUGUUGACUGUUAUCUUCUACAGCUAGUAGUGGUAAUAAAUUUGUUUAUUUUUGUCGGUUUUUAGCUUUUUUAUAUUAAAAAAAUGGCAUUUGCUUUGCACAGUGCAGUCCAAAAAGUAAUUGAUUGCAUCGUGCAAAAAUUUUAAAAAAAAUUUUUUAAUUUUCUAAUGUUUAAAAAGACUUGUUUUUUCAUUUUUACAAUUUUAUUUUUAUUUAUUCAUAUUUUCAAAAAAAAUUUUUUUUAAUUUUUAAAAAAAUUUAAAUUUUAAAAAACCGCCAUUUCUUUUUAUACCUGACACCGAGCGGUCGGUGGAGCAGCAUGAUCGAGCCCGAAUAUUCAGUAUUACCCGAUUUGAUCAUCAGUAUGUUCAUGUUUUGGGGGCUUUCGGCUUCGCUCAGCCUUCAGUGCUACAUGAAGAAGAAGGAUAGACAAAUCAGGUUCAAGCAGUCGUAUUCGCAACAGAAGGUUCAGCGUAGGUUUUUUUAACUUUUUUCGUAUUUUAGGAGCUUGAGAUUGUUGAAGAACUUAUCUUUUUUUUUACCCUAAAGCCAUGUAAUGACAUUUGAAAGCGGUAAAAAAGUUUUGUCGUUUUUUAUUAUACAAACCAAUGGAAAGUGACGACAAGACAUUUUAGCUCUUUUCAAAAGCCUUGAUUUUCAAAUUGAUCAAAGUAAAUUACUUUUUUUAGCCAAAAAGCCACCCACCGCCCCAGUAAAACAGAAUAGAGUGGUCGAAACGAGUCAGCGAGUAUCAAUGCACGGCUCUGAAGAUGUUGAUGAUUACAAGAUGCCUACUGUAAACACACUCAAAAGCCAGAAAACUAAAGCGAAGAGCAAAGAGGUGAGGUUUUACUCGUCUAGGGUAUCUUAACCUACCCUAUCCUACCCAACCCUACAUUACCCUAUCCUAUCGUACUUUACCCUACCAACCCUACCAUACUCUACCCUGCCUUACACUACCAUAUCAUACCCUACCCUACCCUACCCUACCCUACCCUAUCCUACCCAACGCUACAUUACCCUAUCCUACCCUGCCUUACACUAGCAUAUCCUACCCUACCCUAUCCUACCUUACCUUACCUUACUGUACCCUACCCUACUUCACCCUACUCUACCAUACACCUACCAUACUUUACCCUAGCCUACCGCACCCUAUAUCACUCUUCCAUGGUCUACCGCAUCCUACUCUUGCCUUCCUACCCUUCCCUCUCUCGGCCUGCCCAAUGCAGUAUAAAUCCGGUCCAUUCCAAUCCCGUUCAGUCCGAUCCAUUCUUGACCGGUACAGUCAUUUCCUGCCUCGCCUUGCCUUAUCUAUCUUAUUCUUAGUGUAAUUGUUUCUAAUCCACCUUAAACUUACACAAUCUUUCACAACUUCCACCCCUCUCCCUAAAAUUGUACUACCUACUUCCCAACACUAACUCUCCUUGCCUUGUAUAUGGUCAAUUCAAAGCCAACUUUUGCAACUUCAAACCUAAUUUUCUCAUUUCCAGAACAAUGAAAACCAGCUAUGCACAGCCAGAGAUUCGGCCGAAGAGAUGCCAAAAACGAAUAACGUACUCGAUAAAACACAAUUCGAACGAUUACCAGAGCACACGCUACAAACAGACAGAACAAUGACACCAGAACAGAGCACCCAGUUCAGUCAGUCGUUUGCACCGACUCAGAAAAGCUACAAGUCAUUUAAGGAGAAGGCUUCGGUAUGGUAG
This is a messenger RNA of Bursaphelenchus okinawaensis, 7269 nucleotides long. The record is from the annotation of a GenBank genome assembly. Lineage: Eukaryota; Metazoa; Nematoda; Chromadorea; Rhabditida; Aphelenchoididae.